AGGAUCAUCGCAGGCGCUGGCCGUCCUCUCGUGCAGGACGUGCGCGCCGCGAUUCAUUCAUGACUGCACCAUCGUCAUCGUCAGCCUGAUCAUUCAUCAUCGCGAAUAAACCAUGCAGAGCAACAAUAACGGUAACGAUGAGGAGGAGGACGCGGGCGAUAAUCAGUGCGACAGCCAAUUAGCCGUUGCCAGGAUCAGGACACGGCAACCGAGGGCACAUCGUCGAGCUGCUGCAGGACCGCUUCUGACAACCUGCCAAUGGAAUGUCGUCGUCGUCGUCAUCGCGCUCGUCUCGCUACACGCCUCCGUAGGUCAAUUCGGCUAGAUAACUCGUGCUAGCGCAAAAGUUCAGUCGUCGCAAGUCGCAAGUUGCAAGUCGAGCUUUAGUGGGCCAAAUAACGAAAUUUAUUCUAUAUAUCAACGUACACUCAUACAAAAAUAGAUAUACGUAUCAAUAGGCAGAGAGUUUCUAUAGAUAUAUAUCACGCAUUAUACAUAGAAAGGAUGGCAGAAGGUCUUGGAGGUGCUGGCCAUCGCCGGGCCAGUAGUGACAAUCAAAUAUCCCACAAUCAAAUCGACGUCGAGGAGUGCCUCGGUAGCUGGCUCACAUAUCUGCAGAUGUUGAACGGACUGUGCUCGGCUGGUACGAGAUUAGCGCUGUCCCUGCAGACGCUGGUGUCGGUGCACGACACCAUGGCACAGUGCCGAGUCACUACGCAAUGCCUGGCCGGCUGGGAGGAGCUCACGCGCGCCACCAACGUCGCCAGCCACACCGUGAAGAAGCACGUCGACGCCGCUAUGAAGGACUACGAGAUCCUCGACAACGACGGCGAGAAGCACGACAUCCUUCGUGACAAUUUGCUGACCUUCAUCAAUCUUCAGUAUCAGUUCUGCGUCGCGUGCUGCAAAUGCCUGGGAAGCAUGGCCGAGUGCUCGUGCUCGCAGGACGGCAGCGAGUGCGACAUCGUGGCCUUGCAGCAGUGCUUCGAGCGUCUCUACAGCUCGCCACCGCCACCGACUCAACAGCAGCAGCAGCAACAGCAACAACAGCAGCAGAGCAGUCAUCGCUCGCCCCUGCCCUACUCCCUGUUUCCACUGCAGGUCCAGCGGAGAUGGUCGGAGACCGCAGCGGCCGAGAUGAGCGGCUGCAGCGGCAGCGAGUCCGGCGACCAGACCCUCCGACGCUGGUCCAUGCCGUGGGACUGUCGCCACGUGAGCGAGUGGCCGCGUCAGGUUCAGGAGGGCCGCACGAGGCUCAAGGUGCCCAUGCCCCUGCAGAUGUCCCAUCAGAAUCAGGCCAGCAACAGCAGCAGGUCCACCACUCCGGACUCGCUGUGGAACAGCGGCGGUGGCGUUGCUGGUGCUGGGACGAAGCCGCAGCAGCAUCACCAUCAUCACUACCAUCACCAUCACUUCCACAACCAGCCGCAGUCCCAGCAGCAGCAACAGAGUCCUUACAGCCUGCAACAGCAACAGCAGCAGCAACGAGAGCAGCAGCAACAGCAGCAACAGAACGCCAGUCAGGAUGGCUUGAGGGAGGCCAUCCAGUUGCUGUCGUGCAAGCCCGGCAUCAGGGUGUCGUCCACGGGCCAUCAUCAGCAGAUCCUCGUGACUCAGCAUCAAGCCGCGCCCGGACUGACUCUCACCACCUACGACGCCGGCUACGACGUCUCCUCCGGCGGGGGCUCCUGCUGGCCCGACUCGAGGCCCAUCGGCUCGUCGCUGCGCAACUGCUGGCCUACCCAUCAUCACGAUCACUCGCACUCGAGCGAUCACUCGCGCGACAGCGACCACAGUCAUCGGGAUUCUGAGCACAGCGGAGGAAGCGGCAGUGCCCACGGAGACAGCAAGGACAGCAUCCACUCGCAUCACAGUGAUUACAGCUGCCAUCGGGAGUCCGAUCCUGGCGUCGUCGACCUACUCUCUUCGCGCAAGAACAGCUCGUCCACGGACUCGUGCAUAUCGGUACACAGCCGCUCGGGCUCGGAGAGCGCAGCCGGUGCAGGGGAGUCGGUGCGAUCGAACCUGUACUCGAUGUGGAGUGGCAACGAUCUGCCCUUCAUCAAAUUACCCGAGAGCACCGAGGCUCAGGAUGACUCGAUAAUCUAAGACUAAGACGAACGAGAGAUCCCCUUCGACUUGCGGAUCGAUUUCUUAACGACCAGACGGCCAUAGCUGAAACAUGCCAAAUCAACACCAAAGAUGCAAUAUAUAUUAUACACUUUACGUACAUAUAAAUACGCAAAGUUUGAGUUUUAAUUUUACUUUACGGAAAAAAGAGAAGAAAAAAAGAAAAAAACUUACAAACAGCUUACAUACUACGAUAUGAUUAUAUAUGCGCGUUCUCCCAAUAAUGAUUAACGAGGCUAUUUUUAAAUCGUAUUGUAAUACUUAUAUACUGUACAUUUCACACUUGACAACUGCCAAAAAAAUGAAUAUUCUAUAACGUGUACACGUAUGAAUGUAUAGUUACGAGUUAUUAUACACACAAUGUACAAGAGAGGAGGCAAUUUAGCAUAUUGUAAAUGAACAAUCGAAGGAAAACAAAAAAAAAUCGACUAUGUCUAAAACAUGGAUGUAUUUUAGCGUUAAGAAAUGUUCCCAAACUAUGGCAUACAUAUGCGCGCGAGUGCCACAGAAGCAAAUACAUAACAUAAAAUAAGAUAUACUCGGAUUAUGAUAUUAUAUAAAUAUAAUUUAGCAAAUGUGUUUUGCGCGCACGUGUAUGCUUAAUACUAAAUGGAAAAAUAUAAAAACACGCGCACUCACGAUAUAAGAG
This is a messenger RNA of Trichogramma pretiosum, 2779 nucleotides long. RefSeq names its product adenylate cyclase, terminal-differentiation specific. NCBI's taxonomy places the organism in Eukaryota, Metazoa, Arthropoda, Insecta, Hymenoptera, Trichogrammatidae. Bases 505 to 2109 code for a protein of 534 amino acids. The transcript is spliced from 7 exons. The record is from RefSeq and is a predicted model, not a curated record.